Molecule: messenger RNA, 807 nt
Organism: Rhagoletis pomonella (apple maggot)
Lineage: Eukaryota; Metazoa; Arthropoda; Insecta; Diptera; Tephritidae
Product: COMM domain-containing protein 3
Exons: 2
Coding region: 49-636 (195 amino acids)
Biological process (GO): sodium ion transport
Source: RefSeq, a predicted model, not a curated record
UUCGUUUGCACCCACCUCUAUAAAUAAAAUAAACAAGAUUCUGACAACAUGCCUCUCAAGUUAUCUGAUCCUGUUGUGAAGGGACUCCAGCAUUUAGGCACCGAAAUAAAUUUGGACAUCGCGAAAAAACUUAUAGGAAACACACUCAAGCAUAUACUUUCUUCCGAAUCAAGUGUUCCAUCUGUUCCGGAUAUUUAUGCCACAAACGCUGAUAAAGUAAAACUUAGUGAAUAUGCCGUAGUCACAAUAUUAUCUUUGGCCAUAAAGCAUAGUUGUGAUCCUUCAGAGUUUCGUGCCAUUAUGGAUAAAUACGAUAUUCAGCCUAUUGUCUUGGAGGAACUAGCGCGCAUAUAUGAAGAACAUCGAAGGGAGUUAACUUUGCAUCAAUUGCAUAUAGGAAGUGAUUUUCCGCACAUAACAGAUGUACAAUGGCGAAUAAUGGCAGAUGUUCGUUCAUCGACUUCCGAUUGCAGCUCUGGAGAAGUAAGCUUUCAUGUAAAUCUUGGGAGGUUUCAUGAAACGACCGGGGAUCGAGAGACUGUUGUUGAGUUUGUUUGUAGCACUGAAGAAAUGCAAUCUCUCAUUAAUAAGCUGAAAGAAAUUGAACGGCACUGUGAAAAAGUAGCUUCCGAGUAAACGCGUGAUACUUGUGGUUAUUGCCGAACCCUACAAAGUCCCUAUUUUUCGUACAGCCUAUGCAAAAAGUUAUCAAGAAUUUGAAUAGGUACGAAUGUUUUUGUUAUUUAUGGCAUUAUAACAAUUAUAUUCAACAAUUUUACUGAGCUUGAGGCCGUUUUUAAUGAAAAA